Molecule: messenger RNA, 9497 nt
Organism: Osmerus eperlanus (European smelt)
Lineage: Eukaryota; Metazoa; Chordata; Actinopteri; Osmeriformes; Osmeridae
Product: piezo-type mechanosensitive ion channel component 2-like
Exons: 50
Cellular component (GO): membrane
Molecular function (GO): mechanosensitive monoatomic ion channel activity
Source: RefSeq, a predicted model, not a curated record
CAGUUAUGUCCUUACAAGCUACAGCUGUGCAGAGUAUGCGCCAGGGCUGUGUUGUUCCAAAGGCACGGAGAAGGACAAUGUGAUGAACUCUUACGCAACUCCAAAAGAAAAGUUAAGAUGUUUCAAAUUGUGACGGUUUUAACACGAUCCAGUUCUAUGAUGUGUUGGGUGAAUAUGAAUACUUAACAAACUCAACAGAGCCUUCUGUGCAGUGGCUUGUUGUGUUGUAGCCUCUCCUAGCGCCUGAAGACUGCUUCGCUCCAGAUGUUGGAGGUGUCGAGUGUGGUCUCCUGCUGAAGUGGGACAGAGCGCAGCAGGGAAACUUCUCAGGCUGUCGGAGCUGACAAUCUCAACCGGAGUACGCAAGAGACUACAACGGUACAAUGCUCUCUCACCCAGAAUUUCGACAGGACUGGACAACAGCGCGGAGAUAACUAGAAGUGUGGGUGUGUUGGAUAAGCAGCGAUGGCCUCCGAACUGGUGUGCGGGCUCAUCUUCAGACUCCUGCUUCCAGUUUGUCUCGCUGCAACAUGUCUGUUCCGGUACAGUGGGCUGUCGUUGGUCUACCUCAUCUACCUCCUGCUCAUCCCACUCUUCUCAGAACCCAGCAGAACCACCAUGCAGGGUCGUACAGGCAGUCUGCUGAAGUCCUUGUGUGUCACCAGCCUGAGCUUCCUGCUCAUGCAGAUCACCUACCAGGUCACCAUCUCCAGCUUGCUGGCCAACGGACGCAUGGAGCCUAGCUUUAACUGUUCAGCCUGGGAGAAAUCACUGAGACAGCUUGGCCUGGAGAGUGUGCAGGGAACGGAUGCAGGAAACGGUAUCCGAGUGUUCAUACCAGACAUUGGGAUGCUGGUUGCUGGACUGGUGACCUGGCUUCUCUGCCUACGUCUGGAGGACAAGCCUCAGGGCAUGGACACCUCACUAAACCACAACAAUGAACGUGACACCCAGGAAAAUGUGGAGGAGGAGGAAGAAGAGGAGGGAAAGGAUGAGUUGGAGGAUGAGUUGUUGUUUGAGGAUGACUCUGAGCUUGAGGAGGAUGGAGGGAUGUCGGAGGAGGAGGAAGAGGAGGAAAGCACAAAGAGGAUGAUCCUUCGUCAGAUAGCAUCCAUGGCGUCCAAACUAAGGGAAAUCAUUGGCAAUCUGAUUACCACUGCAGGGAAAGUAGUGGUAACCAUAUUACUGGGCCUCACAGGGAUCAUGCUGCCAUCCUUGACCUCUGCCGUCUACUUCCUGGUAUUCCUGGUUCUGUGUACGUGGUGGUCGCUGUGUCUGACCUUUGACCCCCUGGUGUUCAGCUGUCUGUGUGUCCUCAUGGCCAUCUUCAGUGCAGGGCACCUGCUGGUGCUCUACAUCUACCAGCUGCAAGUUGUUCAGGAGCUCAUACCCCCUGGAGACCCUUACGCUAGUGUGUUUGGGGUGGUGGCAGUGGUGCAGACAGACUGCUCCGCCCCCUGGGCUCUGAGGCUGAGGCCAGGCCUGGCCUGGCACCACUACACCAACCCCCUGCUGGUGCUGGUUCUCUACUACACACUGGCCACCCUCAUACGGCUCUGGCUGCAUGACCCCCCGAUGUCAGGGGACAGACAGGGGAUUGAGAGGGAGGAGACAGGAUGUGAUAUCAACAAUGACAUCACCAGCGAUAUCCCCAUUGACAUCAUGCCCUCAGCAGAGAAGAGGAGAGAGCAAUGGAGGACCUACCACAUGGAUGAAAGAAACGUCCUGAUUGGGACAACCUUUGGCUCUCCUCUAAACUACCCCCCCUGCCCACCAACCCCCUGCCCCACCCCACCCAACCACAACACCUCUUCAUUGGACCUGUACUCAGAGUCCCAGUAUGAGGCAGGCCAGGGGGAGAGGCAGGGGGAUGGCAGCAUGUACGAGGUGGUGAGGGGCCCUGGGUCCAGGCCGGCCUCAGAGACGGAAGUGCUGCAUGUGAGCCUGGCUGUCACAGCCUUCAGGUUCAUCAUGAAGCAAAGUUACAUCUGUGCCCUCAUUGCUAUGAUGGCAUGGAGCAUCACGUAUGUGAGCUGGCUGACCUUUGUGCUGCUGCUGUGGUCAUGUGUGCUGUGGAUGGUGAGGGACCGGCGGCGCUACGCCAUGCUGUCGUCUCCCUUCAUGGUCGUGUACGGAACGCUGCUCCUGCUGCUGCAGUACAUCUGGAGCUUUGAGCUGAUGCAGCCCCUCCCUGGGCUCUUCCUGAAGAGAGAAGUGCCCUUCAGAGAGCUGGCCUCCAAGAUCUUGUGUCUUCUGAGUUUCUGGCUACUCUUGAGACAGUCCCUGACAGAGAGGAAAGCGAGCCAGAAGGAGGAAGGGCUUUCUGACAUCAAGAUAGAAGCCCACAGGAAGGAGGAGGAGGAGCAGGCUGGGGGACAGAGAGAGGUGAUGGCGUUGCUAGGCAGCACAGUGAUCAGGAUGUUUGUCAAGUACUGGAUCUACGUAUGUGGAGGCAUGUUCUUCUUCGUCAGCUUUGAGGGACGUAUCGUCAUGUACAAGAUCAUCUACAUGAUGCUGUUCCUCUUCUGUGUGGCACUCUAUCAGGUGCACUAUGAAUGGUGGCGGCGUGUGCUGAAGUACUUCUGGAUGUCGGUAGUGGUGUAUACCAUGCUGGUGCUCAUCCUGGUGUACACCUUCCAGUUCCCUUCCUCCCUGAAGGCCUGGGCCCGCCUGACUGGCAUGAGCAAAGACAGACUGGAGGACCUGGGUCUGGAGAGGUUCUCGGUUCCUGCUCUCUUUACUAGGAUAUUUGUUCCCGCCUCCUUCCUGCUGGUGUGUGUGCUGCAUCUCCACUACUUCCACAAUCACUUCCUGUCUCUGACCGACAUCAAGACUGUGUCGGACAAGCAGAGCAGCACCAUCACACGGUAGGGACUAGGACUGACCCAUACUGGCUCUAGAACUGUGUGUGUGUUUGAGGGUUAUGUCUCUGAAUCUGUUUUUGUGUGUGUCUUCAGGUUGGUCCAUCUAGAUGGUAGUCUGGCUGACAUCUCUCUGGCCAAGCCCCCCCUCCACCUACCACAAACGGAAGAGGAGCAGGGGGGGGAGCAGGAAAUGGAGGAGAAUGAAGAACACAUGGAGAAGGAGGAGAAAAAAGAAUGGAUGGAGAAGAAGAGAGAUAUGGUACCUGUGCAUUUGUCCAGCCAGCCAGAAAGCAAACCCUGCAAUGUGGAUCAGGACACCCCACCAGAGGACAACACCGACCUGAGGAGUAAAUGGCGGCUGGUGGGAGACCGUCUGAGCGUGCUCCUGCUCCAGUUCCUGCAGUACGUCCAGCGGCUGCAGCUCCUCUUGUGGUGGCUCCUGGAACUGCACAUCAUCAAGAUUGUCUCCGCUUACAUCAUCUGGGUGUCGGUCAAAGAGGUGUCCCUGUUCAACAGUGUGUUUGUGGUGAGCUGGGCCUUCUCUCUGCCCUUCAGUCAGUUCCGCCCACUGGCUUCCAGUGUGUGCACGGUGUGGACCUGCAUCAUCAUCAUUUGCAAGAUGCUGUACCAGCUGAGCUCCAUCCAGCCUCACACCUACUACAGGAACUGCUCCAUGCCUGGUAACUAUAGCAACGCUCAGAGGGAGGAGCUCUCUGCCUCACUGCUCUACAAUGCACCUAUAGACCCUGCCCAUUGGGUGGGGCUUCGCAAGGCAACACCUCUGCUGGAUAACCUCAAGAACAACUUGGUGAUGCUGGCCCUGCUGGUGUUUGAGAUCACGGUGUACAGACACCAGAUUCUGCACCGCCUCCAACACAAGCUGACUCCACCCACCACCAGGACCAUCUUCCAUGACAUCACACGGCAACACCUCGACGACGGCAUCAUGAACUGUGCCAAGUACUUUGUGAACUACUUCUUCUACAAGUUUGGUGUCGAGACAUGCUUCCUGCUGGCGGUGAACGUGAUUGGCCAGAGGAUGGACUUCUAUGCCAUGCUCCACGCCUUUGGCCUGAUCGCCAUCAUCUCCCGUCGCCACAGGAAGUCCAUUGCCCAGGCCUGGCCUCGCUACUGCUGUUUUCUGUCCUGCCUGCUCACUCUGCAGUACCUGCUCUGCAUAGGUGUCCCCCCUGCAGCAUGCAAAGACUACCCUUGGAGGUUUCCAUCAUCCAACAUGGACUCCAAUGUCAUCAAGUGGCUCUACAUUCCUGACUACCACACAAGACCCAACCCCCUCUUCCUGCUCUACGACUUCAUGCUCCUGCUGAGUGUGUCUCUGCAGAGGGAGGUGUUUAAGGAAGAGAACCAGGUGGCUGUUCAUCUACUGGCAGGAGACAAUGUAGAGAUCUGCAAUGACCUGGAUGCUGCCUCCUUCAGCCAGCUCAACCCUGCCCCUGACUUUAUACACUGCAGGUCGUAUCUGGACAUGUUGAAGGUCAUCAUAUUCAGCUACCUGUUUUGGUUCGUUCUCACCAUCAUCUUCAUCACUGGCACCACCAGGAUCAGCAUCUUCUGCAUGGGCUACUUGGUGGCCUGCUUCUACCUGCUGUUGUUCGGAGGAGAGCUUUUGCUCAAGCCUAUCAACAGCAUCCUUCACUACUGGGACUUCCUCAUCGCCUACAAUGUGUUUGUCAUCACCAUGAAGAACAUCCUGUCAGUUCUUGCCUGUGGUUACAUCAAAGCACUAGUUGUCAAUCACUGUUGGCUGAUACAGCUCUUCAGCCUGGCCUGCACCAUCAAAGGAUACUCCAAACCAGAGCAGCAGGCCAAUAAGCAAUGUGAGUUGCCUAGCGACGAGGCAGGCAUCAUUUGGGACAGCAUCUGCUUUGCCUUCCUGUUGCUACAGCGACGUGUAUUUAUGAGCUACUACUUCCUGCAUGUGGUGGCGGACAUCCGCUCUGCUCAGAUCCUUGCCUCCAGAGGAGCGGAAUUGUUCCAUGCCACCAUAGUGAAGGCUGUCAGAGCCAGACUGGAGGUGGAGAAGAAGUCUAUGGACCUGCUGAAGAGACAGAUGGACCGGAUUAAGAGUCGUCAGAAGAGGUUCAAGAGAGGCAAAGAGAGGCUGCUGACUCUGGUCCAGGAGAGCACUGAGACCCACCAGGACCCCCCCAGACUGCAGCAGGAGCAGGGUCAAACUGAAAGAGAGAAGAAAGGAGGGAGAAGGAAGGAGUGGUGGAGGCCCUGGGUGGACCAUGCCUCCAUGGUAAGGAGUGGGAACUACUACCUGUUUGAGUCAGACAGCGAGGAGGAGGAGGAAGAGGAGGAGGAGAAGAAGGAGGAAGAGCAGCCAAAGAAGUCUGCCUUCCAGUUUGUGUACCAUGCAUGGAUCACAGACUCCAAAACAGCCAUGAAGGAACGCAGCCAGGAGAAACAACGCUUCUGGCAGAGAUACACUGAAGGACGAAAGUCGAGGAGGGAGGAGACAAGGAAGGAGGAGGCGGGGAGGGAGGACACAGAAGAAGGUCGUGCUGCGGUAGAAUUGGAGGAUGAAGAGGCGGAGGAAAAGGAGAGAAAGACAGACAGACCAGACAACAUUCUGAAACGGCUCUUCAACAUGCUGAAGUUCUCCUGGGUCCUGGUGCAAGCCCUGCUGGACAGCCUGACUGCCUGGCUGAACUCACUGUGUCAGGAGCACAUCUCCAUCUCUACUGUGCUGCGGAUCGAGCGUUGCAUGCUAACACACGAGGUCAAGAAGGGGAAUCUCCCCUCCAGGGAGAGCAUCCAUCUGUAUUACCAGCAGCAGAUGUGCUGCGGUGCAUCUGUAGAGUCAGGCCUGGAGAAACACCCCGAGGACUUAAUCUCCCAGGACUUAGAGGGGCGGAGGUCAGCCUAUCAGCAAGAGAGCCAAGACUCUGUGGUGUCACGUGACAGCCUGUCCAGUACACACACUGAUGCCACCCUGAUGUACUUGUACCAGUCCAACCUGGACCGCUCAGAGUUGGGGGAGAGACCCCCCGUGCUCAGGACCAGCCAGCGACCACGGCCCAUGCUUCAAAAGAUGGCAGGAAUGGACCUCCCUUGCUCCUCUACUUUCUCCACUUCUUCCUCUCUGGAGAGCAUGGACAGCAGAACAGUCAGUGAACACAACAAGCCCACAGCACUGUGCUCGCGACAAGGCGCUCUGAAGAAGAUGGAAGUGGACCCCUCCUCCCUGACGGACCCCCCAAGCCAGCCGGCUCCAUCCCCAGGGGGGAUCUCUGAGGGAGCGGCUUGGGAGCAGGGUAGCUGGUGUCCCUCCUGUUCUGGCUCCGCUGAACUGCAGCUGGACUCAGCCCAAUCCCUCGGGCAGAGUCCUCGGGAGGUGGACAUCCCCCCCUCAUACAGCCUGGCCCUGGGCCUGGACCUGCAGGAGGGCGGGACGGAGGUGGCAGCGGGGGUCCCCAGGACAAAAUGUCGGGUGGUUAUGGCACCUGAGGAGAGGGAGGAGCCAGAUACACUCCCCUCUCUGACCCAUGAGCUGACUGCCAGCGAGCUGCUCAGCAAUAGAAUGUUCUAUGAUGAGGAGCUGGAGGCAUCUGAGCGCUUCUUCGGUGACCAGCCUGCCCUGUUGCUGCUGUGCUAUGCAUUGUACAACAUCCUAGUGGCCAGAUCUGAGAUGGUCUGCUAUCUGGUCAUCAUUCUCAACCACAUGGUGUCUGCCAGCUGUGCCACCCUGGUGCUGCCCAUUCUCAUCUUCCUGUGGGCCAUGCUGUCUGUGCCACGCCCCUCCAAACGCUUCUGGAUGACUGCCAUUGUCUACACUGAGGUUACCAUAGUGAUAAAGUACUUUUUCCAAUUUGGGUUUUUCCCAUUCAAUCAAAAUAUGGAGCUGGACCGGACCAAGCCCUUCCACCCACCCAACAUCAUCGGUGUAGAGAAAAAAGAGGGCUAUGUCCACUAUGACCUCAUUCAACUGCUGGCACUCUUCUUUCAUCGCUCCAUCCUCAAGUGCCAUGGCCUGUGGGAUGAGGAUGACUCCAGAGGAGGGGUGGCAGGGAUCAGACCUGCCAAACGUCGCCAUAACAACUCAGAGAAGAAGGGUCGGAGCAAGGCCAGAGAAGAGAAGCAUCCUCCAGCGAGCCCCUCCCGCCCCUCCUCCCAGGAGACUGUGCUCCGACGCUUCUCCAAACACUCCCACUCAACCUCCACGCCGCUCUACCGCAAGAGCUCCAUCUCCCAGCGCUCCGCUCACUCCAGAGGUAGUGUAAGUUCUCGUGGCAGCCUGAGGAAGGGAGGCAGUAUGGGGUGUGUCCAACGACGCAGCAAGAAAGAGAUGAUUCUGGAAAAACUACAAGAGCAACUGAUAAGAGCCAAAAGCUUCACUGUCAAUAGGACGCUUCAGUUCUACGUUCCUAUUCGCCAGUUCUUCUACAGUCUGAUCCACCCAGAGUACAGCGCUGUCACUGAUGUCUACGUUCUCAUGUUCCUUGCUGACACAGUUGAUUUCAUAAUCAUUGUAUUUGGCUUUUGGGCCUUUGGGAAGCACUCAGCAGCAGCCGACAUCACUUCGUCCUUGUCGGAAGACCAGGUUCCAGAAGCGUUCCUUGUGAUGGUGUUGAUCCAGUUUGGCACCAUGGUGGUGGACCGGGCCCUGUACCUGAGGAAGACAGUGAUGGGGAAGGUCAUCUUCCAGGUCAUCUUGGUGUUUGGCAUCCACUUCUGGAUGUUCUUCAUCCUGCCGGGGGUCACUGAGAGGCGUUUCAGCCAGAACACUGUGGCUCAGCUGUGGUACUUCGUCAAGUGUAUCUACUUUGGCCUGUCUGCCUAUCAGAUCCGCUGUGGCUACCCCACCCGUGUCCUGGGAAACUUCCUGACCAAGAGUUACAACUACCUCAACCUCUUCCUGUUUCAAGGGUUCCGCUUGGUUCCCUUCCUGACUGAGCUGCGAGCGGUGAUGGACUGGGUCUGGACUGAUACAACUCUCAGCCUGUCCAGCUGGAUCUGUGUUGAGGACAUCUACGCACACAUCUUUGUCCUCAAAUGCUGGAGGGAAUCAGAGAAGCGCUACCCCCAGCCCCGCGGCCAGAAGAAGAAGGUGGUGGUGAAGUACGGCAUGGGCGGCAUGAUCGUCUUGCUGCUCAUCUGCAUCGUCUGGUUUCCACUGCUCUUCAUGUCACUGGUCAAGUCUGUGGCCGGCGUGGUCAACAAGCCCCUGGACGUGUCUGUAACCAUCACCCUGGGGGGCUUCCAGCCAAUCUUCACCAUGAGUGCUCAGCAGAACCAGCUGAAGGAAGUCUCAGCAGCAGACUUUUCUGACUUCAUGAACUCCUACAACUACAUUCCUAGCGCCAUGCAGUUCCUGGAGGCGUACACCUCUGAAGACCUGACGGUGGCGGAACUGGAGGGAAGCAGCAACUCUCUCUGGACCAUCAGUCCCCCCAGCAGGAACAACCUCAUGGAUGUGCUAAGCUACGAGGAGCAGUUUCCUGUCACCAUGUCCUGGACAAUACAGAGGAACCUGAGUCUUGGAGCAAAAGCUGAGGUUGCCACAGAUAAACAUGUUACGUAUCUGGACAUGACAACGCGGCAGGAACUCAUAGACCUGCUGAACGGAACACGCAGCCAGGCUGUGGUGAUAGAGCAGGUGUUUCCCUGCUUCAUCAGAGCUCCCAGUGACUCCAACGCUAAACCCAUAGAACAGCUCUAUAAAGAGGAGGGCUAUAAGAACAUCCUGCUAGCCUUGGAGCGGACCACCAAUGGCAGUGGAGAGAUCCAGGAGUGGUGGAUUGUCGACCAACCAGCAGCCAGCAAGAUCAAGAUGAGGGGCGGAGCCUCUGGAGGAAAGAGGGGGGCGGGGCUACAGCUCUACGUCUUCAGUGACAAAGUGAGCCCUCCCAGUCUGGGCUUCCUGGCAGGAUACGGCAUCAUGGGUCUAUAUGCCUCUGUGGUUCUCGUCAUUGGGAAGUUUGUGCGAGAGUUCUUUAGCGGGAUCUCCCACUCCAUCAUGUUUGAGGAGCUGCAGUGUGUGGACCGCAUCCUGAAGCUGUGCACAGACAUCUUCCUGGUCCGUGAGACUGGGGAGCUGGAGCUGGAGGAGGAGCUCUACGCCAAGCUCAUCUUCCUCUACCGCUCACCAGAGACCAUGAUCAAGUGGACCAGGGAGAAGAACAAGUGACACUGCCACCCAGAGAUCUUCUCAGGAACUUACAAUUUUGGAGCCUGGUAGAUAGUUUGUAGAAGCUCAGUCAGACAAGGACUGGAAGACAUGUUCACAUUGUGGAUCUGCCUGUCAUAUGGUCUGGAUAUGAGGUUGUGAUCUGCUGUUCCCUAACUGGCUGUGCUCCAUUAAAAGCACAAACCCUGGGUUGUGCAAUAUCCUAUUUGGCCAGGAGAGAAGUGAGGUCAGAGGUGACAGUGAAGCCAAAUGAUGUGGUUUCUCUUCUAAUCACCUCGUCCCCACUUCCUGCUCUUCCUCCUUUCUCCCUUCUCCCCUGUGCUUGUUUCGUGUGUCAAGGUCAUUCAUAAUGUGAUCGUCUCCACCUAUGCAUAGACCAAAUCUACUGUGUGUGCCUGUAGUGUGUACCAUCCAGACUGGUGUUGUGUUAAAGGUGUACAUGUGGUUCAUCUGAGAAUAAACAUGUCUGAAACAUGACU